Molecule: messenger RNA, 3963 nt
Organism: Sciurus carolinensis (gray squirrel)
Lineage: Eukaryota; Metazoa; Chordata; Mammalia; Rodentia; Sciuridae
Gene: Bmal1
Product: basic helix-loop-helix ARNT like 1
Exons: 22
Coding region: 565-2466 (633 amino acids)
Biological process (GO): regulation of transcription by RNA polymerase II; circadian rhythm
Cellular component (GO): aryl hydrocarbon receptor complex; cytoplasm; nucleus
Molecular function (GO): RNA polymerase II cis-regulatory region sequence-specific DNA binding; protein dimerization activity; DNA-binding transcription factor activity, RNA polymerase II-specific
Source: RefSeq, a predicted model, not a curated record
UUGGUCGGAAAGUAGGUUAGUGGUGCGACAUUUAGGGAAGGCAGAAAGUAGGUCAGGGACGGAGGUGCCUGUUUACCCGCGCCGGACUCACCGCCGCCGCCGCCGCGGGAUCCGAGUGCGGGCGCGGGCGCGGGCGCUCCCGGCGAGCCACGGUGGUGCUGGCUAGUGUGUAUGCUUUCAGACCCAACUUUGACUACUCAAAUGUGGAAUCCUAAGCCUUCGUUGAUCUGGAAAAUGAAGAUAAUAUAGAGAGGGUUCAUAGAGCCGCUGUGAAAAUUAAAUGAAAUAACAUAUGCUAUUUUGUUUUUGGAAGAAGUUGACUGUCUGAGAGGAAAUUACAAAAACAUGAAAAUCGCUUUGAGGUGACUGACAAGUUCAACAGCCCUUGCUCCUCCCAGGCUGGCUCUGAGGGUUAAGAGCUAUAACUGCAGAUGAGGGAACUUGGGCCUGGAGGGAGGGAGUGACAGCUCCAGUCAGAUCCCCUGGAGCUGAGAGCCCUGACUGCGUUGGGGGCACAGCCUCUUCACCUGGGUCUGGAGUUGGAGUCCCUUAGAAGAGCUUCCAAUGGCGGACCAGAGAAUGGACAUUUCCUCCACAAUCAGUGACUUCAUGUCCCCGGGCCCCACUGACCUGCUCUCCAGCUCCCUUGGUACCAGUGGUGUGGAUUGCAACCGCAAGCGGAAAGGCAGCUCCACUGAUUACCAACUUGAUGACUUUUCUUUUGAAGAAAGCAUGGACACAGACAAAGAUGACCCUCAUGGAAGGUUAGAAUAUACAGAACAUCAGGGAAGGAUCAAGAAUGCAAGGGAAGCUCACAGUCAGAUUGAAAAGAGGCGUCGAGAUAAAAUGAACAGUUUUAUUGAUGAAUUGGCUUCUUUGGUACCAACAUGCAACGCAAUGUCCAGGAAAUUAGAUAAACUGACCGUGCUAAGGAUGGCUGUUCAGCACAUGAAAACAUUAAGAGGUGCCACCAAUCCAUACACAGAAGCAAACUAUAAACCAACUUUUCUGUCAGAUGAUGAAUUGAAACACCUCAUUCUCAGGGCAGCAGAUGGAUUUUUGUUUGUCGUAGGAUGUGACCGAGGGAAGAUACUCUUUGUCUCAGAGUCUGUCUUCAAGAUCCUCAACUACAGCCAGAACGAUCUGAUUGGUCAGAGUCUGUUUGACUACCUGCACCCUAAAGAUAUCGCCAAAGUCAAGGAGCAGCUCUCCUCCUCUGACACUGCACCCCGGGAGCGGCUCAUAGAUGCAAAAACUGGACUUCCAGUUAAAACAGAUAUAACCCCUGGGCCGUCUCGAUUAUGUUCUGGAGCACGACGUUCUUUCUUCUGUAGGAUGAAGUGUAACAGGCCUUCAGUGAAGGUCGAAGACAAGGACUUCCCCUCCACCUGUUCAAAGAAAAAAGCAGAUCGAAAAAGCUUCUGCACAAUCCACAGCACAGGCUAUUUGAAAAGCUGGCCACCCACAAAGAUGGGGUUGGAUGAAGACAAUGAACCAGACAACGAGGGGUGUAACCUCAGCUGCCUUGUUGCAAUUGGACGACUGCAUUCUCAUGUGGUUCCCCAACCAGUGAACGGGGAAAUCAGGGUGAAAUCCAUGGAGUAUGUUUCUCGGCACGCAAUAGAUGGGAAGUUUGUCUUCGUAGACCAGAGGGCAACAGCUAUUCUGGCAUAUUUACCACAAGAACUCCUAGGCACAUCAUGUUAUGAAUAUUUUCAUCAAGAUGACAUAGGACAUCUUGCAGAAUGUCAUAGGCAAGUUUUACAGACAAGAGACAAGAUUACGACUAAUUGCUAUAAGUUUAAAAUCAAAGAUGGUUCUUUCAUCACACUACGAAGUCGAUGGUUCAGUUUCAUGAACCCUUGGACCAAGGAAGUAGAAUACAUCGUCUCAACCAACACUGUUGUCUUAGCCAACGUCCUGGAAGGCGGGGACCCAACUUUCCCGCAGCUCACAGCGUCCCCCCACAGCAUGGACAGCAUGCUGCCCUCUGGAGAAGGUGGCCCAAAGAGGACUCAUCCCACUGUUCCAGGGAUUCCAGGGGGAACCAGGGCUGGGGCAGGAAAAAUAGGUCGAAUGAUUGCUGAGGAAAUCAUGGAAAUCCACAGGAUAAGAGGGUCAUCACCUUCCAGCUGUGGCUCCAGCCCAUUGAACAUUACAAGUACGCCUCCCCCUGAUGCCUCCUCUCCAGGAGGCAAGAAGAUUUUAAACGGAGGGACUCCAGACAUUCCUUCCAGUGGCCUACUGCCAGGACAGGCUCAGGAGAACCCAGGUUAUCCAUAUUCUGAUAGUUCUUCUAUUCUUGGUGAGAACCCCCACAUAGGUAUAGACAUGAUAGACAACGACCAAGGAUCAAGUAGUCCCAGUAAUGAUGAAGCAGCAAUGGCUGUCAUCAUGAGCCUCUUGGAAGCAGAUGCUGGGCUGGGUGGCCCUGUUGACUUUAGCGACUUGCCAUGGCCGCUGUAAACACUACAUGUUGCUUUGGCAACAGCUACAGUAUCAAAGUGCAUUACUGGUGGAGUUUUACAGUCUGUGAAGCUUACUGGAUAGGGAGAGAACAGCUUUUAUGUACUGAUCUCAUAAAAGCCAUCUCAGAGCCAUUGAUACAAGUCAAUCUUACUAUGUGUAACUUCAGACAAAGUGGAACUAAGCCUGCUCCAGUGUUUCCUCAUCAUUGAUUAUUGGGCUAGCUGUGGAUAGCUUGCAUUAAUUGUAUAUUUUGGAUUCUGUUUGUGUUGAAUUUUUUAAUCAUUGUGCACAGAAGCAUCAUUGGUAGCUUUUAUAUGCAAAUGGUCAUUUCAGAUGUAUGGUGUUUUUACACUACAAAGAAGUCCCCCAUGUGGAUAUUUCUUAUACUAAUUGUAUCAUAAAGCUGUUUAUUCUUCCUUGUAAGAAUCCUUUACUAUAAAUAUGGGUUAAAGUAUAAUGUAUUAGACAGUUAAAUAUUUUUAAUAAAUGUUUCCCUUGUUCUAUAAAUACUGUUCCCACUUCAAAUAUUAGGGGGAAAAAUCCUACAUGCUGCAGGGCUAUAUCAUUAAUUCCAACAUUGGAUAUUUAGAAACUAUUAUCCGUGCCAGUAACAUCUGCAAAUGCCUUUCUGAUCUUCAUAACAAUUCUGGGACUUACAUAAUUUCCCCAUGCUACUAGCUUAGAUUUAUUAUGAAAAUUAUUUCCAAAUUGUUGCCAUUUAAAUUUAGUGAGAACAAAGGUGUUACUGCUUACACACAAAUAUCAAGUCCUCUGAAUUUAUGAAUUCAAGAUCACAUGUAACAAACUGGCUUCUCCACUGCUACCUCUACUUGCAGCAGUAUGGCUUCAAACAUUUAAGUGAUUCCAGACCCAAACCACCUAAAUAGUUCUGAUUCCUUUUUGGAUUAGACCACCAAAUAUUUAAAAUAGCAUUUGCAUGAAUAAUUUACUAAGUACAGCAGCACAACAUAAAGAAAAAAGCAUUGAACUAGUAUCAGAAACUGGCUCUGAAACCCAGUUACCACAUGCCUUACUAAGUCAUCUACCUUUCAUAUCAGGUUGGAUGAGAAAAUACUCUUUUUCAGCUCUAAUACUGCUUUGGAUUUAUAUUUUCUAUUUUAUAUUUAGUAGGGAAUUUAGGUACCUCAUCACACAUACCAAACUGAAUUCCUUGAGCUACUAUUUGAUUUCUAGUUGUACUUACAAUGAUAAGACAAACAAAUGUAUGAAUUAUGAGACUAAAAAUCUGGUCAAGGUGGUUAUAAAGUUGGUCAGAAACAUUAAAACAAUGGAAUUUUAUUUUGAUGAAAAACUUUUGAGUUUACAAUCAUUUAGUAAAUGAAGAGCAAACACUUCAUUUUCCUAUCCCAUAACUCUUAAGAAAAGAAAGCAUUAGUAAAUAAAUAUCUGUGAACAAUUAAGGGUAAGGCAGACCGGAUAAUAAACCACCUCUGAUGUUCACACUCCCUGCAUGUGACUCACUCUAAAAGGGUG